GCCAGCCAGUCCAGCCCAGCCCAGGAAGGCGACCAGUCGGGAGAAUGGAGGUGCCUCGUCUGGACCAUCCCCGGAGCAGCCCGGCCAGCCCCUGCGAGGAUGUCCUCAAGAACCUCAGCCUGGAGGCGAUUCAGCUCUGCGACCGGGACGGGAAUAAAUCACAGGACAGUGGGAUUGCCGAGAUGGAAGAGCUCCCAGUUCCUCACAACAUCAAGAUUAGCAACAUCACUUGUGAUUCUUUCAAGAUUUCAUGGGAGAUGGACUCCAAGUCGAAGGAACGUAUCACCCACUACUUCAUUGAUCUUAAUAAGAAAGAAAACAAGAAUUCCAACAAAUUUAAGCACAAGGAUGUGCCUACAAAACUAGUGGCAAAAGCUGUCCCCCUGCCUAUGACUGUCCGUGGCCACUGGUUCCUGAGCCCACGGACUGAAUACACAGUUGCUGUGCAGACGGCCUCCAAGCAAGUGGAUGGAGACUACACAGUUUCAGAAUGGAGUGAGAUUAUUGAAUUCUGUACGGCAGAUUAUUCCAAGGUUCACUUGACACAACUGUUGGAAAAGGCGGAAGUCAUUGCAGGGCGGAUGCUUAAAUUUUCAGUCUUUUACCGGAAUCAGCACAAAGAAUACUUCGACUACAUCAGAGAGCAGCAUGGGAGCGUCCUGCAGCCUUCGGUUAAGGAUAACAGCGGCAGCCACGGCUCUCCUAUCAGCGGGAAGCUGGAGGGGAUCUUCUUUAGCUGCCACACCGAAUUCAACACCGGAAAGCCCCCCCAAGAUUCACCUUACGGAAGAUACAGGUUCGAGAUUGCAGCUGAGAAACUUUUCAACCCAAACACAAAUUUGUACUUCGGGGACUUCUACUGCAUGUACACGGCCUACCACUACGUCAUUCUCGUCCUUGCCCCCGUCGGCUCGCCGGGUGACGAAUUCUGCAAGCAGCGCCUGCCUCAGCUGAACUUGCAGGAUAACAAAUUCCUGACCUGCACCGAAGAAGACGGGGUCAUGGUUUACCACCAUGCACAGGAUGUCAUCUUGGAAGUGGUUUACACUGACCCGGUCAACCUCUCCCUUGGCACAGUGGCAGAAAUCACCGGCCACCAACUCAUGAGUUUGUCCACUGCCAACGCCAAGAAAGAUCCAAGCUGCAAGACAUGUAACAUCAGUGUGGGACGCUAAUUUCCAUCCCCCACCCUCCUUAGGACCCUCCUUCGUUGCCUACGCCCUCUCUCCACUCUCCACAUCAGACGCAUGACGAAAUGCCCUCCCCAGUGACCCAACAGUUCCUCUCUGAGCAGAGCUCCAUGUUCCAGCCAAGCUGGGCCAGCUCCCUAACCGGUAUCCACUGAAGUAUCUUUCUCCCCUUCUGCCCUACAGCAUUGAAACCGAGCAUGCUGGUCGUUGUACCCUCAGCUUAUGUCCUUUCCCUGUUCCAGCCGGAUGCUGCUGGUGGGGACACGGGAUGGGGUGGCCUCACUGUGCCAGUCAGUGGGUCCCCAUGUCAUGGGGGAGAAAGGAAAGGAGCUCCACACGGAGACCGUAUUAUCUGCAGCCGCCCUGCGUAGCAUGUAGUUCUGCCCUUGGCAUUCCCCACGUUCCUUCCUCCUGAUCCACCACUGCUUUCAACUGUUCAAAAUCUUGAGGGUAUUUUUAAUUUUCUUUUCUUUCACCCCCCACCCAGCAACCAUUUAUACAUCUAGGUGCUGCAAUUGGUGUUAAUUUGUCCCUCCUCUCCUCCAUACUGCCAAAUGUAACAAAUCUAUAUAAACAAGCUUGAGUAAAAUAAAAUUUCCUGGCUUCUAAAUGGUGUUUAAAUAUGCGUUCAUUUUAACCUACUGAACAACUUAACUGGAAUAUUUCUAAACAGCAUGAACAGGUGUAACGGCAGCAUGAUUAACUCUCACAAGCCUAGGGGAGAAAAAUAUGUCAGCACUUCCAAUGUGUCGUUCGACAGUGUUAUUUAUGUUAUUUAUAUGAGCUAACAAACAAACGGAAGGCCUGUGUUUCAUCAUAAUAGAAAAAUAUUUUAUUUGUACUGUUGUAUAAAAUAUUAUACAAUCAUAUAGAAUAUAUAGAUGGCAUUUUAAUAGCAACUGUACACAUGUCAUGACAGCAUUUUUCCCUUAUCAAAGAUGUAGUUUGUAAACUUCAAAUAACUUGUGUAUCUGUUCCUGUUGCUCUGACAUGAGUUUUAAUUAAAACAGAUUUAUGAAGGAGACCAUUCUGGUUCAGUUAUAAAUGAUGCAGCCAACGACACUGAAACAUCAAUUGCCAUACAAACAAACAAACAUACAAACAAACAAAAAUCCACUUAGUUUAGUCAUGGGACACGGACCUUUCCCAAAUCAUUAAAAGAUUCCUCCCCUCCCCCCCCUUUUUUUUUAAAGAAAUCAUGCUUCAACUUUUACAUAUCGGGACCUACAGACAAGGUUGGUGGAUAAUGGAAUUCAUCCAAUGCCUUUCUUUAUGACACUAUAGCAGAAGGAGUAGUAGACCACGGGGUCUUCAACCUUGGCAACUUUAAGCCUGGUGGACUUCAACUCCCAGAAUCCAAAGUGGGCUGGGUGGGGAAUUCUGGGAGUUGAAGUCCGCCAGGCUUAAUGUCGCCAAGGUUGAAGACUCUUGCAGUAGACCCUGUCCACCUUUGGCACAAAGCUCUGGUUCUUGGAGAGGUGUCUCCCUGGGCUUUCUCGCCAUUUCUGAUGUUUGUGAAAUCACCACCCUCCACACACGAACAUCUCAGCUGGUCCUGUCCUCACCCACAUCUCUCUUUGCCUGUGGGAAUCUUCCUUCAUCUGUGUGCCAGAGUGACAAGACCAAGGGCUCUGCCUCUCCUUUUUGUGCCAUUGUUACAAAAAGACGAACCCCGAAGGCUAAAGACAGUCUUGCAUCUCUUCCUGGAGUCUUCUUUGAAUCUGGUUGCCAUUAAACCUGUGUUUCUUAUGAAGCCUCCUGAUUGUCCACCUCAGACUCAACCAUCCUCCAUGUCGAAGUGAUCUAUUUUAAGCUGCGAGAAUAACUACCUUAUAAAGUCUAUUCCUUUUCAACCUCUAGCCUAUAGUAAACCAAAUUAGAAAACAGUAACCCAACCAUCCGCCAUUCAUAACCAUGACACUUAGGUUAAAUAUCUGCAUACAUCAUAAUGCAAUAAACUAUUAUCACUAUAACAGAGUACCUUGGGCGAUCAUCACACGUGAAAUAUUAAGAUCCUACAAAGUGCAUGCUUUCAAACAAGCUUUGGUAAUCAUAAAAAGCAACAUUUUAUAGUAUUGUGCUACAGAAAAGUGCUACACAAAUAAAGACUAGAAUGGACCACCAAGUAGUUUGUUUCAUUUUGGUUACUAUCAACCAAGUCCUGGAGGUUUUUUCUUGAAGAGGAUGGGGUAGUUUACAACUCCUUACCCUGAAAUGUAUUGGCUACUCUUUCCUGUUUAAAGGUUUUUCCACACACACACACCUAUAAGCGCCUAAUCUUCCUUCUUUAAAAACUCUGCCUUCUCAAAAUAAAUGGAUUUUCGCUACUUAAUUUCUGCGCUAAACAUAUACUAAGCACACCUUUUUAGCCCACUACCUUUUCCUGCAUAAUUUGCACCUUUUUGAAUUCAACCCCUUGUGUUUGGUGGUGCAUAGAAAGGUCAAAACAGAAAUGCUACAGGAAUUAAAAUGAGAGAAGUGUUUGGUCUGAUCCCCGUUAAUCUGAUUAAAACGUCUUAGGCCGAGAGUGGCCUGAAAGGAACAAGUUGCUAGGGUCUUCAUUUUUGUCACACAGAAGCUUCACAAAAUCUUGCCAUUCUUCACCAGAGUUUAAACUCCUUUUAUGAAAUCUUUCCUACUGUCUCAGUCUCUGUUGUAUGUUCCUUACCAAAGCUGAAAAGUCAUUUCCUUGGUAAAUGAAUAUUCUUCCCGCACCCCACAGAUAUGAGAUAGGAAAACUGCUGUGUGGUCUGCAUUUAUUUUUAGCUCCUUGCAUAAAUACAUUAUUCUCAAAAGGGAUGGCACAUAACUCUGACCUCUUAAGCACUUAUCUUUUCUAUUCCUCAAAAUAAACUAAUGCCAGAUAUUGGUGAAUAUCAAGCAGAGUUCCACCGAAUCACCUCUCAUUUUAACAUUUACUUUCAGAAAUAGUAUAGAGAGGAACAAUUAUCUGUAUUGUUUUGCUCUUGAGGAAGCUAUUUUAUCCAGUGACUCUGGAUAUGACCAGUCAGUCACUUUAUCUGUUGGCUGUGACAAUUCUUAUGUUUCUGUUGAGCUCAUGAGCAAAGCAAGCACCUCAACAUUCAUCAGAAAACACAAACAAAUGGACACACCCAACCGGGCAAAACAAAAGCAUGGAGAAAUAAGGUCCAAAAUCAGAACGAAGGAUAAUGAAAAUGAGAACCACCGUGGUGAAGUAUCUUACCACUGAGUGUGGAAAGCCAACAACAUACAUAAACACACCGCAGGAUUUAGAACUCUGUAGCCACUCCAAAGAUUUGACUGAUUAGGAGCAUAUAGUUCAUGAGGGUGGAUUUCUCCUGCUGUUGCUUUCAGCCACAUUACAAUCGAAACACCGAGAAACUGACAAUACCUGUGUCACAACCCAUCCCAAGAAGGAGGAAGCUUCCACCAUUAAGACAGUCAAUGUUGUUGCAUCUUAAAAGCUGUUUUGCUGCAAAGCAAUCAAAGCAUAUUUACCCACUAAACUAAUUCCAACCUUGGGUGAGAGAUUUGUUCUGGAAGAUGCAUGGUAAUAUCUAAUUUAAAAGAACAUUAAAAUAAUUGGAUUCGUGCACUUCUGUUCUGUUUUUACAGGCAUUUUUGUCUACAGCACUUCUCCAUAUAUGAGUUCCUCCUCAAAGAAUUCUCACCCAAAGAUGGGGGAGUUCUGGAAACUGAAGAUACCUGGGGUAGGGAGGGGACUUGUUUAGUGAAGACUGUAUAUAUGACUUUAUCAUGUGUGCCUUUAGUUCACAUUGUUUUCUAGUUGAUUAUAAUGAGUUACAGGUACCCAGACCAAUUUUAAGGCACAGGUCUACAUUUCCAAAGUAGCUCCUCAAGAUCUUGGUCUACAGUUGUCAUAGUCUUUAGGGAUGAUGAAGUUUAAUGUGACCCAUCAUCAAGACACAAGGAUGGGGAAGAUUGUGAUAGACAAGUAUCACAAACAAACUUUGCUGGAAACUUUGAAUUCAUACCUAAAAUAGCCCCACUGACAUGCUUUAUAUAGAGGUUCACUCCCUCCCUCCCCGCUCUUUGCCCUUCCAUAUCAGAAUGACCUUCUCCUAAAGAAAUAUCAAAGGGUAGCCCUGAGCCAUUAAAAAGCAGCCAAUAACUUAAUUCCCAAUUAUAAAGGGAAUGACAUGCAUGUCAACGUGCACAAUGCCAAACCAAAACAGAUUUCUACAGCUGGGGAGGGGAUGAACCUUCCAAGCUUGCGGGAAUAGUUUUAAAAGUCACUUGGAACAGGAUGCGGUCACAGAGCUGACCUUGGAGAGACUAAACAGAAAGGAUGGGUGGAAAAGCAAUGUGUUAAGCGUGGGGAAUGGACUGAUUCUUCCCUAUUUCACGAGAGUACAGGAAAGGGGAUGGGAAAGGAAAAAGUCAAAAUUCUCACUCUUUCACUCUCUCAACAAAGGAUGGAUGCAGUCAGACUUCACCUGUUCAGUCUCAAAAGACUGACACGUAGGCACAUGGCUGGCAACUGGCAAGUAUUAUCACUCCCUUGCUUCUCUUCCAUCUCUGACCUCUCAAGGAGGAGAAACUGAGCUCUCUAUCUGCGGUUCCCUUCCUCACUGUGACAUCUUGGGGCUUCUGGAAUCACUUUUCAGUUGAUCCUUUGCUGCGGCCAAUUUUCAGGACCAGAAGGGGAGAACUUGCAUGCAGGAGGACAAGGAAGGGAUAAUAUGGGAGGGGAAGAGGGGAAGUCCAUAUUUCACAUACCCCAAGCAGGAUCUUCUAAACCACAGGUGAGACUAUCCACAGUGUAGUCCUUCAUAUGGCAUUAGAUCCCCUCUGGACAUUUAUAGAGCAGAUGGGGCUGGUGGAAUUUGGUUCCCAGAAGCUUCCCACAGGCACCUUAAACCCAAAGGAGCAUGGGUCCUUCUUGGUUUUAUGGGACAGAUGGGGAGGUAUGGUUUUCCCAAAUCCUGGCUCUGGGAUGGAAGAGAAUUAGUCAGCACACCUACAUGCACACUUAAACUCGCACACAAAUGCAAAUGUAUUUUUAGAAUCCCAAGUGAUUGUGGAGGCUGUAUAAACUACACUUCUAGAAGUGGUGGGAU
This is a messenger RNA of Pseudonaja textilis, 6253 nucleotides long. RefSeq names its product phytanoyl-CoA 2-hydroxylase interacting protein like (gene PHYHIPL). NCBI's taxonomy places the organism in Eukaryota, Metazoa, Chordata, Lepidosauria, Squamata, Elapidae. The record is from RefSeq and is a predicted model, not a curated record. Gene Ontology annotation, molecular function: protein binding. Gene Ontology annotation, cellular component: cytoplasm.